GUGAAUGACAUUGUCUCUCGGGUGGACAGGUUACGUGCUUUAUAUUCCGAAUUCGGUCGUCACCGUCUGCUGGGCCCGUCACGCCCGGAAUAUUAAAGGCGCCAAUUCUCCCGGGUUCGCGGGUCUUCCAGCGAUAAUCAGUCAUUCCAGAUUUUUUAUUCGGUCAAAUUGAGAAUAUGUCAAACAAAGUAAAGUAUGGAGUAAAAAGCCCACGUGCUAACUCUAAAAUUAUUCAUUUUAGAGAAGUAAAGGAUGUUCAACAGAAACCUGUGAAAAAAAUUGUUAGAAUGAGCGAUUUAAAAGAAAACAAUACUGAAGUUAUAACUGUUUCUCCAGAUUUCUUGGAUGACAGUUCAUCCGAGAUUAGAGAUGAUGGUAUGUCAGAUUCAAGUUAUGAUGAUUUAGAAGUAAAUAGUGAAUACCAAGAUGAUCCAGAGGUUAUUGUUGUCUGUGGUGAUGAUUUAGAUCAAUCUAGUGGAAGCGAUUUGGAAUUUAUAGAAGACAUUCAACAACAAGAAUCCAGUAAAAAUAAAUUGCAUUAUGAUGUCAACUCUUCCGAUGUAAUUGUGAGAACAGACAUUUUAAAUAAUUUAUUAGAAGGUCGUAUGACAAAAACUACUAAAAAGCUUCUUGAUUCUACCAAAAUUUCUUAUUUACCUAUGCAACUAACUCCAAAUGAAUUUCAUUCUACAUACUCUAAUGAAAAAAGUCCAUUUAAAGUUCGACCUAUAAAAGCUAACAAAGGCUUGAGACAUUUUUCCAAAAGAGUGUGCGAUAAAGUUAAGACUAAAAUGGUUACCACGUAUAAAGAAGUAGCUGAUGAAUUAGUUGCUGAAUGCGUUGGCAAUAGUGAUAGCCCAACAUUUUUAUAUGAUCAAAAAAAUAUUAGGCGCCGUGUAUAUGAUGCCUUAAAUGUAUUAAUGGCUUUAGAUAUCAUUGCUAAGAAUAAAAAAGAUAUAACCUGGAAAGGGUUACCAACUGGAUCUAUACAAAACAGUGUAUAUCUUGUUCAAGAAAAAGAAAACCGCCUUAAUAGUGUAAAAAGAAAACUUUUAGCUCUUCAAGAGACUAUUAUGCAAGAAGUAGCCGUCAAACGGUUAGUAAAACGUAAUCAAGAUUUAGAAAAUGAAUUUGGUCCUCCACCUCAUAACACGUUUGUCAAUCUACCAUUUAUGGCCAUUAGUGCUAAUGAAGAUACAUCUGUUGAAAUAGAAAUAUCAGAAGAUGAAAAACAAUAUCAAAUGAGUUUCAAUGAUAAAUUCAGUGUAAUUGAUGACACUGAAAUUUUGAAAACAAUGGGUUUUACUUUAGGAUUGGAUCGUGGUGAAGUGAGCCAUGAAGACUUAAAGAUUUUGAAAACAUUAGUACCCAAAGCUUUUGAAAAACACAUUGUUAUGAUGGCUACCAAAAAUGGAGAAAUGUUUAAUGAUAUCUGUAAGGAAUUCGAUGAAAAAAUUAAGUCUGCUGAAAUUGAACAAACUUCAUCAAGACCCAGUAUCAUUAAUAGAAGGAAGAAUAAAAGAUAAAUAAAAAUUGUUUACAAUGUUUUUUAUUAUUAUCAUGACAAUCAAAAUUACUUUGUUAAAUAUGUAUACUUUUUUUUUUUGUAAAUAAUUGAAUGUUAAUUAGUUUUAACUUGUACAGGUUUAACUAUUUUAUAAAUAAUUUAAAUAUAUAUAUUAUAUAUUAUAUGUAUAUAUUUAUCAUUAAAUUACAAUAAUGACUUGUUUAACUAAU
This is a messenger RNA of Aphis gossypii (cotton aphid), 1737 nucleotides long. Its product is annotated as transcription factor Dp-2-like. Gene Ontology annotation, molecular function: DNA-binding transcription factor activity, RNA polymerase II-specific; RNA polymerase II transcription regulatory region sequence-specific DNA binding. Gene Ontology annotation, cellular component: nucleus; transcription regulator complex. The coding region runs from base 177 to 1526 and encodes 449 amino acids. The record is from RefSeq and is a predicted model, not a curated record. Gene Ontology annotation, biological process: regulation of cell cycle; regulation of transcription by RNA polymerase II. Lineage: Eukaryota; Metazoa; Arthropoda; Insecta; Hemiptera; Aphididae. The transcript is spliced from 2 exons.